Emiliania huxleyi CCMP1516 is the source of this 1256-nucleotide messenger RNA. RefSeq lists its product as hypothetical. NCBI's taxonomy places the organism in Eukaryota, Haptophyta, Isochrysidales, Noelaerhabdaceae. The transcript has a single exon. The coding region runs from base 27 to 383 and encodes 118 amino acids. The record is from RefSeq and is a predicted model, not a curated record.
CCGUCGCGCGCCUCGUGCAAGCGGCGAUGGUCCGGCGCAUCGCCAUCGCCAUGGUCCACGAGCAGGAGCCAAGCCACGGCGGCGUUCCUUUCCGCAACUUUUUUCAGCAGACGCCGCAGGUGCUGCAGCAGCCGCCGUACAAGCUCUACGACAAGGUGGCUUUGCCGCUCUACCCGGCUCCGGCGCACCGCAAGGUGAGCUUGCGCCUCAUACUAACAAGCAUGGGAGCCGUGCCGUGCGAUGCGGGUCCGCUCAGGCGGCGGUGGCAGCUGCUCCGCCGCCACAUAGCGGUGGCGCGCCUCGUGUGGCGGCGCCCCGCCUCACGGGACUCUCUCGCCGAAGCAAGUCUCAGCCAGGAGCCCCAGCAAAUGGUCCAGCCGUAGCGGUGCAAUAAUACGACGCGGGGCCGCUCCAGCGGCGGCGCCCGGCGGGAGCUCCUCCGCCGCCGCAUAGCGGUGGCGCGCCCAUCGUGCGGCGGCGCCCCGCCGAGCCGCGCGCAGGAGCGCUUUAGUGCAGCCGUAGGACGUGUGGUGAGAGCUUGCGCGCCCGAGCGUGCGCUCGCCGCGGGGUGGAGAGGGGACAACUAAUAGUGAGCUUAGCACUCUCUUACAGUCUCUAUAAGUCUUACGCUUUACGCAUAUUACAGCUCAGUGAGAAAGUCGUUGUAUUACCGUGACGUGAUCGCACCUCAACAUUUCCGUACCUGACAUAAACAAACAAGAAGGGCCAAGGCCGUUCUCAGUCAAGCUCGACCAACUGUGCCUUGACUGAGUCCUUGGCCGUCCGUGGGCGGCGCCCCUCUCCGCCGGCGGCAGCGGCGGCGCCUCGCCUCGGGGGCGGUCCGGGCCGCUGGUGCCCUCUGCCGCUCCUGCUCAUGCCGCCCUCCUCUGCAUCCUCCCCCCUCUCCUCCGCCUCCUCGUUGCCGGUGCCGCUCUCCCGCGCUCUCUCUCCCACCCUCGCCGCGCCGCCCCUGCCGCGCCGCCCUUUCCGCAGCCGGUGCGGCGUCGAGGGCGGUUGCAGCUGCUCCGCCUCGAGCGCCGCGUCGACCUCCUCGCUCGCGUUCGGCGCGCCGAGCCGGCGCGGAGCCCCUCUCCGCUCGCCACCCGUGAGCCGGCGAGCAGCGGCGCACCAGAGCGCGAACCACAACGGGAGGGAGAUGAUCGCCGCAGCUUCGGCCGGCGAUGGGCCGGCGCUCUCGUCCGCAGCGCCGCCCGCGUGCCCCCCGCCAGCACCGGCAGCCUGCGCCCGCGGCGCCU